ACCGCGUCACACGCUCCGUCCAGAAGCUUCGCGCUGCGUCACCGCUGCUGCGCCGACAGAGGGCGCAAGACAGGCUGCGAGGCUCCUCAAGACUACAAGCGACACAGGCUCAAGGAUGAGUUCGGUGACAGCGUCCCUGCCGACGCUGCUGUCGUCGGCGGCGUCCACCGUUUCGUGGUUCUUCCCGGCGCUGGUGGCCGCCAUCGCAUACUUCAACUACGACCUGCUGGACCCCGAGUCGCGGCCCAUCGAGAUGCAGCCAGACAUGCUGCUCGACUCCUACGACUUCAUCAUAGUCGGCGCCGGGUCCGCAGGAGCGGUCCUGGCGAACCGGCUGAGCGAGGUGGACGACUGGACGGUGCUGCUGGUGGAGGCUGGCGGCGACGAGACGGAGAUCUCCGACGUGCCGGUGCUGGCAGCAUACCUGCAGCUCAGCAAGCUGGACUGGCAGUACAAGACGGAGCCCCAGGGCACCGCCUGCCUCGGGAUGCGGAACGGGCGCUGCAACUGGCCGCGCGGCAAGGUGCUGGGCGGCUCGAGCGUGCUCAACUACAUGCUGUACGUGCGCGGCAACCACCACGACUACGACGCGUGGGAGGCGGCGGGCAACCCGGGCUGGGGCAGCCGCGACGUGCUGCACUACUUCAAGAAGUCGGAGGACCAGCGCAACCCGUACCUGGCGCGCUCGCCCUACCACGGCACGGGCGGCUACCUCACCGUGCAGGAGGCGCCCUGGCACACGCCGCUCGCCGCCGCCUUCGUCGAGGCGGGCGUCGAGAUGGGCUACCACAACCGCGACAUCAACGGCGAGUUCCAGACCGGCUUCAUGGUGGCGCAGGGAACCACACGAAGAGGAUCCCGCUGCAGCACAUCCAAGGCCUUCCUGAGACCGGCGCGCCUGCGGCCCAACCUGCACGUACUCACCUACUCACAGGUGACGCGCGUGCUGAUCGACCCGCGCAAGAAGCGCGCCACGGGCAUCCAGUACGUGCGCGACGGCGAGGGCCGGCGCCUGCGGUCGGCGGUGGCGCGGCGCGAGGUGGUGCUGUCGGCGGGCAGCAUCGGCUCUCCGCAGCUGCUGAUGCUGUCCGGCGUGGGGCCGGCCGCGCACCUCCGCGAGCACGGCAUCCCCGUCCUGCAGGACCUACAGGUGGGCGAGAACAUGCAGGAUCACAUCGGCCUGGGCGGACUGACGUUUCUGAUAGACAAGCCAGUCUCCAUGGUGCAGAGCCGCUACGAGAACCUGCCGUCGGUGCUGCAGUACGCCAUCUUCGGCGACGGCCCGCUCACCGUGCUGGGCGGCGUCGAGGGCCUCGCCUUCGUCAACAGCAAGUACGCCAACGCGUCCAUCGACUGGCCCGACAUCGAGUUCCACUUCGUGUCGGGCUCGACCAACUCGGACGGAGGCCGGCAGAUCUGGCGGGCGCACGGGAUCACGGACCGCUUCUACGAGCGCGUCUUCCGGCCGAUCGACAACAAGGACGCGUGGAGCGUGAUCCCCGUGCUGCUGCGGCCACGGAGCCGAGGCGUCAUCAAACUGCGCAGCCGCAACCCGUUCGACUACCCGCUGAUCUACCCCAACUACUUCACCGACCCGCAAGACAUCAAGGUGCUCGUCGAGGGGGUCAAGAUCGGAGUCGCGCUGUCCAGGACGCGUGCCUUCCGCCGCUUCAACAGCCGCCUGCACGAGAUCCCGACGCCCGGCUGCGAGUCCGUGCCACGAUUCACCGACGCCUACUGGGAGUGCCUGAUACGCCACUACUCGGUGACCAUCUACCACCCGAUCGGCACUUGCAAGAUGGGCCCCGCGUGGGACCCCGGGGCUGUCGUGGACCCCCAGUUGCGAGUGUACGGCAUUCAGGGCUUGCGGGUCAUUGACGCUUCCAUCAUGCCGUCCAUGGUCAAUGGAAAUACCAACGCACCAGUCAUCAUGGUGGCCGAGAAAGGCGCGGAUCUGAUCAAACAAUUCUGGCUCCGAAAAAAUUGA
Messenger RNA from Schistocerca serialis cubense, 1987 nucleotides. Its product is annotated as glucose dehydrogenase [FAD, quinone]-like. Gene Ontology annotation, molecular function: oxidoreductase activity, acting on CH-OH group of donors; flavin adenine dinucleotide binding. Lineage: Eukaryota; Metazoa; Arthropoda; Insecta; Orthoptera; Acrididae. Bases 116 to 1987 code for a protein of 623 amino acids. The transcript has 7 exons. The record is from RefSeq and is a predicted model, not a curated record.